AUUUCUCAACUUGUUUGAAACACACAAAACCAUUCUGCCAUUUGACAAACCAAACCUCACGAUGAGUCAGAAGUCAUAUAGACUUAAAAAAAGACUUUUAGCUUCUUCUUUUUCUUUGGUCAAAAGACUUUUGCUUCUUUAAAUAUCAGAGACUCUUUCAUAUUUUUUUUCUCAUAUGAUCUCCUCUCUCUCUAUUUCCUCUUAAGCUUUUCCCAUGGUUUCCUUCUUUUUCACCCUCUCUUCCUUCUUCUUUUUCUUCCCUCUCUCCAUCCAUGUCUCUUCCGCCGUUGAUACCAUCUCCGCCAACUUCACUCUCUCCUGCGACCAGACACUCGUAUCCUCCGGCGGAACUUUCGAAAUGGGCUUCUUCGCACCGGGUACUACUUCUUCAAACUUCUACAUAGGCAUGUGGUACCACCAACUCUCUCAACAAACAGUCGUAUGGGUUGCUAACCGAGACAAACCAGUCUCCGACAAGAACACUUCAGUCCUCAAAAUCUCCAACGGAAACCUAGUCCUCCUCGAAGGCGAGACUCUCCUCUGGUCCACCGGUCUCACCUCUUCCUCCUCUCCUCUCAAAGCGGUUCUACUCGACGACGGCAACCUCGUUCUCACAGACGAGUACUCCAACUCCGCUCUAUGGCAAAGCUUCGAUCACCCUGGCGACACGUGGCUUCCGGGAGUCAAGAUCCGGUUCGACAAACGAACCAAGAAGAGCCAGCGACUCACGUCGUGGAAAAACGUCGAAGACCCAUCGCCAGGUCUGUUCUCUCUGGAGCUAGACGAGUCCACAGCCUACAAAAUCCUCUGGAACGGGACGACUCAGUACUGGACGAGCGGCGCGUGGAACGGUCAGAGCAAGAUCUUCGACCUGGUCCCGGAGAUGAGACGCAACUACAUCUACAACUUCAGCUUCUUCUCCGACGCGACGGAGUCAUACUUCACUUACACCGUCUACAACCACGCAAACGUCUCGCGGUUGACUUUGGACCUGUCGGGACAGAUCAAGCAGUUGAGCUGGCUAGACAACGUCAAGCUGUGGAACCUGUUCUGGUCUCAGCCUCGGCAGCAAUGCAAAGUCUACGCUUACUGUGGCUCCUUUGGGAUUUGCAACGACGAGUCUCAGCCUUUCUGCCGAUGCCCUCAUGGGCUUAGGCCCAAGUCGCAGAGAGAUUGGGACUUGCAGGAUUACUCUGCAGGGUGCGUGAGAAAGACUGAGCUACAAUGCUCUCGUGGUGAUGACGUUAUCCAGUUUCUGCCUCUUCCCAACGUGAAAUUACCCGACAAGUCAGAGGAGGUAUCGGGGACAAAGAAUCUCACUGUUUGCCGGUCGGAUUGUUUAAGGAACUGUUCCUGUGAGGCUUAUGCGCAUGUCGAAAGCUCGAACCGAUGCUUGGUGUGGAGUAAAGAUGUCUUGAAUCUUCGGCAACUCGAAGAAGAUAACAGCGAGGGGAAUAAUAAUACGUUUUAUCUUAGACUCUCUGCUUCCGACAUGCCUAGCGCUGGUUCCUCCUCUUCCGGUAAGAGCAACAAAGCGGUGAUAGUUGGCGGCGCGGUUCUAGGGUCGUUAGGGGUGAUAGCUCUCGUUAUAUUGGUGGUGGUAAGCUUAAUUUUGAGGUACCGUAGGAGACAAGUAACGAAGAGUGAUGGUAGUACGUUGGCAGUGUUUAGCUAUAGAGAACUACAGAACGCGACAAAGAACUUCUCGGAGAAGCUAGGAGGAGGCGGUUUCGGUUCGGUGUUCAAAGGAGGUUUACAGGAGGAUUCUAGUGACAUCGCGGUGAAGAGGCUUGAAGGUAUAAGCCAAGGAGAGAAGCAGUUCAGGACGGAAGUAGUAACAAUAGGAACUAUCCAACACGUGAACCUAGUGAGGCUUCGUGGGUUUUGCUCCGAAGGGAACAAGAAACUGCUGGUGUAUGAUUACAUGAGUAACGGUUCUUUGGACUCUCAUCUCUUCACCAAUCAAACUGCGGAGGAGAAGAAGACCGUCCUCGGUUGGAAACUGAGGUACCAAAUCGCGUUAGGGACGGCUAGAGGAUUAGCUUACUUGCAUGACGAAUGCAGAGACUGCAUCAUUCACUGCGACAUCAAACCGGAAAACAUCUUGUUAGAUUCAGAGUUCGGUCCCAAAGUUGGUGAUUUCGGUUUGGCUAAGCUCGUGGGACGAGAUUUCAGCAGGGUUUUGACGACGAUGAGAGGGACGAGAGGCUAUCUUGCACCAGAAUGGAUCUCGGGAGUUGCCAUAACAGCCAAAGCCGAUGUUUACAGCUACGGAAUGAUGCUGUUCGAGCUUGUUUCGGGGAGAAGAAACACUGAGCAGUCGUCAGAGAGAGUCAGAUUCUUUCCGUGUUUGGCUGCGACGGUGGUACUCACCGAAGAUGGAGACAUCCGGUCGCUUCUUGAUCCGAGACUAGAGGGGGAAGUGGAUAUAGAGGAGCUGAAGAGAGCUUGUAAAGUGGCGUGCUGGUGCAUACAGGACGAGGAGGGUCAUAGACCAGCGAUGAGUCAAGUUGUUCAGAUUCUUGAAGGUGUUUUGGAAGUGAAUCCGCCACCUUUUCCGAGAUCGAUACAAGCUUUAGUUGAAAACGAUGGAUCUAUGGUCUUCUUCACUGAGUUCUCAUCUUCCUCGACCCAUGAUUCUUCACAGAAACAGAGCCAUUCUCCUUCCUCUUCCUCUUCCUCUUCUUCCAAGAAAACGACCGAAAAUGUGUAGAGCUCUAGAGAAAAUAUGAGAGAGAGAACGGUACGUAGUGAGAUCUGGAGGUGUGACUUGUUGUAGUAUUAUUCUUCUUCCUCUUCAUUUUCUACUUUGGUGUCCCUUGCAUUUUUUUUCUUUUAACACUGGAUAAAAAAAUAUAGUUUAUCUCGAAUAAUAAGUUUUUUUGUAA
Messenger RNA from Raphanus sativus (radish), 2888 nucleotides. RefSeq names its product G-type lectin S-receptor-like serine/threonine-protein kinase At2g19130. The transcript has a single exon. The record is from RefSeq and is a predicted model, not a curated record. Bases 215 to 2713 code for a protein of 832 amino acids. Gene Ontology annotation, molecular function: ATP binding; protein serine/threonine kinase activity. Lineage: Eukaryota; Viridiplantae; Streptophyta; Magnoliopsida; Brassicales; Brassicaceae. Gene Ontology annotation, biological process: protein phosphorylation; recognition of pollen.